AAGAUCGCAGCGCGCGGCGCGCUCCGCUCUCCCAACUCGCAGCCAGUCGGCGGCGCUCCCGCCUACUGAGCGCAGCCUCCACCAGGAUCCGCGGGGACCAGCUCGGGAUCAGCCGGCGACCCACUUCUGACCAACCCAGGAGCGGCCCGAUACCCACUCCCGACCAACCCGCGACCGACCCAGGGACCCACUCCGGACCUGCUCCUUACAGGGGACAGCGCCUCGCCGCUUCCCGCCGCCCAGCGCCGCACGCUCCUCGGGACACAGUGCCAACCAUCCAGAGGACAAGAUGGAUUGGGGCACACUACAGAGCAUCCUCGGGGGUGUCAACAAGCACUCCACCAGCAUUGGGAAAAUCUGGCUCACUGUCCUCUUCAUCUUCCGCAUCAUGAUCCUCGUGGUGGCCGCGAAGGAGGUGUGGGGAGAUGAGCAAGCCGAUUUUGUUUGCAACACUCUCCAGCCUGGCUGUAAGAAUGUGUGCUACGACCACUACUUCCCCAUCUCUCACAUCCGGCUCUGGGCUCUGCAGCUGAUCAUGGUGUCCACGCCGGCCCUCCUGGUAGCUAUGCACGUGGCCUACCGGAGACACGAAAAGAAACGGAAGUUCAUGAAGGGAGAGAUAAAGAACGAGUUUAAGGACAUCGAAGAGAUCAAAACCCAGAAGGUCCGUAUCGAAGGGUCCCUGUGGUGGACCUACACCACCAGCAUCUUCUUCCGGGUCAUCUUCGAAGCUGUCUUCAUGUAUGUCUUUUACAUCAUGUACAAUGGCUUCUUCAUGCAGCGUCUGGUGAAGUGUAACGCCUGGCCUUGUCCCAAUACAGUGGACUGCUUCAUUUCCAGGCCCACAGAAAAGACUGUCUUCACGGUGUUCAUGAUCUCUGUGUCUGGAAUUUGCAUCCUGCUAAACAUCACAGAGCUGUGCUAUCUGUUCAUUAGGUAUUGCUCAGGGAAGUCCAAAAGACCAGUCUAAUGCAUUGCCUGGCUGUUAAGCAAAGAUGAGGGAGAGGAUGAGGCAACCUGUGCUUAGUUAUCAGAGUUCAGCUACCAGCAUCUCCCGGGCAAACAUUCCCACCUUAAAUGCCGCCAUUUGAAGUCCCCCGCAGGCCUCCCAUGAAACUCCAGAAGCCUCCAUGGGCCUCCCUUCCCCCAAAGCUCCCAAACAAAGGCCCAAUUCUAUGCCUGUAUUAAUGGGUUCUAAAGUUAGUUAGACCCCGUGCUGGUGUGACUAUGCUUUAGGAUACAUUCACAGUUUAAACAAAGGGAUCUCACAUUGUUUCUCUUCCUCUGAGGACAGGAGACAUGAGCCCAGUCCUGAGGAAGGUACAGAGAAAGUUCCUUCUUCCGGGUCCCCUUCCCCAAGUUGCCCCCAGUUAAGGGUAAAGAAUCUUCGUUCUGUUAUUUUCUUUCAUAGUUUAAGUUUGCAACAAUGGACAAAAGCUAUUUAAUGUUUCAAGCUAGCUGUGUCCUUUUUUUUUUUUUAAAUGAAAACCUUAAAAUGAUAGGUUCUUUUGUUCUUAAAAUGAUCUGGAAAGCAUUAUACAUUCCUCCUAUUUCAGAGGUUCGGUUUGUGAUGUGAGCAUGGUGUAUAACCAGAUCUCACAAGGUCUUUAAAACGUUGGCCUUUUGGUUAUGGGAAACCUGGGCUGUGGCUGAGAGCCCACCUACUGUAUUCAUCCUUGGUGUGCUGAGUACAGCCCGCAACAACGUUACAGCCUGUCUCAAAUGAGACAAACUGGAAGCUUCUCGUGUUAGCUUCUGACAAGAAGAGGCCUUGAUUAAAAUUUUCAACCGUAAUUUUGUGUAAGAGGCAGAUAGGUUAUGCCUACAACUGCCCCCUGCCAUGAGCCUAACUCAGCCCCCCUCCACCCCCAGCUCGUCUACUCUGUAGCUGUGGGAUGUGGCAGUCAGUAUCAAAAGACUUCAUGAGUUUGCUUGGGAAUUUCACUGCCAUGGUACAAUUUAAUGGUGCAGAAACAAGAUGGGGUGGUUUUCAAAGAACCGAUGAAACUUCUAGACUCUAAAUCCUGUUGAUUAAAACUGAGUUUUUCUACUUUGAAUGUCUGUUUGCCUCCCUUUUCAGCAUUGCCUUCUAAACUGGAAACAGAAAUGUUGAUAUUUGGAAAAAAUAGAAGAAACUAGUUUAGGUCAAUGUGUAACUUUUCUAGGACAAGUUGAACCUUAGCAUUGUCAUUCUGCCUGAUGUGUUGUCCACAAGAUGACAGUCAACAAAUCCAACAGGGGACACUUCUUCCUGCCAAGAAUGUCGUUGGGAAGCCAUUCUGUAACAAUAAAUAAGAGUUGUGGUUUCAUGCUUGUCACUGAUAUAAUUUUGUAAACUCCUAAAUGUCAUUUAUUAAAAUAUGAUUAUUUUGUAUACUUUAAAAUUAAAUAAGGUUUUUAAUAGAAUACCAAACUUUAAUGAUCAAUAGUAAA
Molecule: messenger RNA, 2433 nt
Organism: Rattus norvegicus (Norway rat)
Lineage: Eukaryota; Metazoa; Chordata; Mammalia; Rodentia; Muridae
Gene: Gjb2
Product: gap junction protein, beta 2
Exons: 2
Coding region: 290-970 (226 amino acids)
Biological process (GO): cell communication; animal gross anatomical part developmental process; cell communication by electrical coupling
Cellular component (GO): plasma membrane; connexin complex; gap junction
Source: RefSeq, marked validated